Xiphias gladius (swordfish) is the source of this 5128-nucleotide messenger RNA. RefSeq names its product solute carrier family 25 member 48 (gene slc25a48). Gene Ontology annotation, molecular function: transmembrane transporter activity. The record is from RefSeq and is a predicted model, not a curated record. Bases 2476 to 3252 code for a protein of 258 amino acids. NCBI's taxonomy places the organism in Eukaryota, Metazoa, Chordata, Actinopteri, Istiophoriformes, Xiphiidae. Gene Ontology annotation, biological process: transmembrane transport. The transcript has 7 exons. Gene Ontology annotation, cellular component: mitochondrion.
AAGAAGUGGGGCUCCUGCACCCUCAGGCUCAGAUCAAGUUGUGGUCCUGUUUAUUCAUACAGGGUGCUCUCAGGGCAGUGGCUUGAUAAAACCGCAAGCCUUUCAAAAUGAAAUUCUAGACGAUGAAUGCAAGUCGGAUGGAAGAGAGGAUGGGUUUCAGACUGGGAAAAGGAUCAGGGUCAGAUUAGUGAUCCCUGUAAACCAAAACUGAAAGAUUACUAAGAAAAACCUUAGUGUUGGUGAAAUAAAGAGCAGAUGGAUCGUGGUGGAUCUGUGAAGAAUUCAAAUUUAAAAGACUAGGCGGUGUGUGAAAAGCGAACAGAAAAUUCAGUUCUUGAAACUGACCCUGUUGUGUCACAGUAGACGGUGUCCUGAUGCCAAGUGCUUCACUUUUGUUGGUGCUGUUUUCAUCAAAAUGGCUAAAAUCCGCCCUCGCGUUUGUUGCUGGGAAGGCAACCGAAGGUGGAAAAUGCCUCCCUCAAUAUUCUUAACACAACUCAGGGGCAAACUACAGUUGUCUGUACUAUGAAGAGGGCUGCUAUGGCUGCAACUGCAGGAUGAAACGUCUUUUUUCUUAAAAUUCGUGCCUCCUUUUUCUUAUCUUUUGAUAUCUUAACAACCAGGGAAAGCAGGUUGGUGAAGUUGGCAACUCCCCAAACCGCCCCGAGUGGCCCUGAGUAGAAAUCUAGUUGUAUUUGACACUGUGUUUAUGUGGUUCAUGUUCCUAAACACAUUUACAGUCCGUUAAAUUACUGAACUCUAACUGACACACAACGAACCUGUGGCCCAGCGAGUACUGGUUGUUGUCUGGACUUUCUAGGCAGUAUACUGUACGCCUUGUGUUGCCAUGUGUUGUGUGUGUUUGAUGCCUGAUGUGAGGCGGUGAGGCAGACGCACAACGCACAGAGAGCGGGAGGAACAGCGGGUUAAUAAGGGCACAAUGGCUCAUGUUUGCCCCAGGGCCCCAUGAUGGCAGCCCAGUUCGACCAGUCUCUUGCUACAUUACCCUCUGUUUUAUCUCAGCGGGGACAUGAGGGUACGCGUUGAGUGUUAAGGCAUUUUUUGUAAACUUUUGCUGCUGAAAUGAAUUAUAAACCAAAAGCCCAAUAAAGGAUCGCUCUAUCUGUCUGUCCAUCUACUGCUCAGAAGUUUUAGAACUCUCAUUUUCCAGUUUUUUCUUGUAAUCCCUACAGGUGCCCCAGCUUUUGUUGAUUACUUCCGAACCCUCUGUCUGUACCGAGGCAGUGUUGGAACAGACUGUGUUACUACACGCUCUGUUGCAUUAUUAGGACAAUACUGUACUGCAGGAAGUAGUGCUGUGUGUUGCUAUCAGAAUGGUGGGGACAAAGGGAAUCAACAAAGGAAGAGAGACCUCUGGGAUGUGUGGACCGCCUGGGGAAAGUGUAGUUUUCUCCCCAGGUCCACCCUCAACUCCGAGGAUUGUGCAAGCUGUGGGAGGCUCUUCUUGGUCUUCUUAGAGGAGGGUGGCUUCUCCUCCUCCCUGAUUGACUGUAUGGAUGGGGCUGGUCUCACAUGGGUCUGACGCUUUUUCCGUCCCUCCUGCUCCAAGAUGUCAGCCAGCGCUCUGAGGAACCUUGUCAUGACGCCCUCUGUAUCUCCCCUGGCUAAUUGCUGUCUUGCACCAGCCAGCAGGUGCGCCAACGUGUCUCUCUUAGCGCAUAUCUAGCACGGUGGGGCUUCCCUCUUUCCCCACCUGUGCAGGUUUGUUCCUGUUGGGUGUUGGCGUCGUACGCCGAUUGGAGCAGGAAAGAGAUGCGGAUUCCAGUCUCCAAAGUGCAGGCCAUGUGAUCUUCUGCCCCGGCAGGUCCCACUUUGUCCAUGCUCCUUGUGAUCCAAGUUAAACGGCCCAGGGCUUGAACUUCAAUCUUGCCCAUGAAGCCAAGUCAUCAAGGGCCUUCAGGAUCCACCUUGCUCGUACAUGGGAUGAAGUUGUUACGUAAGGUCAUCCAUAGAGUCUCUUAUUGGAGGUUGCCAGCUGCCAGACUCCAUUUUUGGCUGUCUGGACUCCUUCCCUGCUGCUGUUAUGACAGAUUCAUCCCAGUGAUAAACAAGAUGAGAGAGAGUGCAGCCUGUUAUGAUUCCCUUUUCCAAGUCCUGCCACUGGGUUGUGAAAUGGACAGUCUUCAGCUGAAACUUGAAUCCUCCAAAGUAGCUAGCGAUCAUUCCCCUGAUCUGGUGGGGGAUAUGGUAGUGUUUCAUAGCUGCGUUAACGACGUAAUGAGGGAUUGAUCCAUGUGCGUUGGCCAAGUCGAGCCAGACAACAUUUAGUUUGCCUUUGCUCUCUUCGGGCUCCCGGAUCAGCUGGUUGAGGACACCCGUGUUUGUGCCUCUCUUUGAGCUUCCAGUGUGGUCGUCGGCCAUCCAUUGGACACAGUGAAGACACGGCUCCAGGCUGGGAAAGGCUACAAGAACACUCUACACUGCAUUCUCACCAUCUACAGGAAGGAAACGGUCAUGGGGUUUUUUAAGGGCAUGUCUUUCCCGCUGGCCAGCAUCACCGUCUACAACUCAGUGGUGUUUGGCUUCUUCAGUAACACACAGAGACUUAUAAGCAAGUAUCGCUAUGGCGACGAGCGGCAUCCCAGUGGCAUGUUGGACUUGACUGUGGCCAGCAUGCUGACGGGACUGAUGUCAGUGGGCCUGGGAAGCCCGGUGGAUCUGGUCAAGAUCAGACUACAAAUGCAGACGCAGAUGUUUCUAGCAGAGAACUUGCACCUCGCUGGCAACGUGUCGAAUGGCACCAACAUCCCACUGCGCUCCGUCGACAUCCCCAGCCAGAGACUCUACCGAGGACCCAUCCACUGUAUCAGCAGCAUCCUGCAGACUGAGGGCCUCCAGGGCCUAUACAGGGGGGCCGGGGCCAUGAUCCUGAGGGACGUUCCGGGGUACACGCUCUACUUCAUCCCAUACGCCAUCUUCUGCGACCUGCUGAAGCCAGAGGCCACGUCGAGCCCUCAUCCUUGUUCUAUCUGGCUCGCUGGGGGACUGGCAGGGUCCAUCUCCUGGGUCACGGCCACGCCGGCCGAUGUGGUGAAGAGUCGAAUGCAGGCCGACGCUCAGCUGCAGAGGAAGUACAAGGGAAUCUUGCACUGCAUCAUCCACAGCUACAAGACAGAGGGAGCACAGGUUUUCUUCCGCGGAGCGUCAGUCAACGCCAUACGAGGCUUCCCGAUGAGUGCCACCAUGUUCCUGACCUACGAACUCUCCCUGCGGUUCUUCAGGAGUCUCUAGGACGAUGGGCGCCUCGCGGCGGCAACGGCGUCACGCUCGGUUCUCGGCGAAUGGGCGGCCAGCAAACAGGCCCCGGUGUCUCUGGGUAGCUUUAGCAGCAGUGAGUCAACAGCCUGUGACCUGAUGCUAACUCGCCCACGUUUUACUGUGAGGUGAUGAAAAGUUUUAGCCCUGAGAUAUAGUCGCUACUGACCCUCUCGUCACACAGUGUUUUGGUAGGUCAGCGAUGUUUUAAACUAUCACUUUAGGUUUCGUAUGGUUGUACUGUUAAAUAAAAAUAAAUAAUAAUACAUAUUAAUCCUGACAUCCAAACCAUCCAUGCUCCCCCGGGGAAGAGCCUUGGCUGUAGGUCGUUUGCCAUCAGGGCUCCAAAACUCUGGAAUAGCUCUCCACUGGAAAUUAGGCAACCAACCUCAGUGUCCUCUACGAAAGACAUAUUUAAUUGAUUGGCUUUUAAUUUUGUUAUGCACUUAAAGUAAACAAGUAGGUAAAGUAGAAUAUUUUUCUCAUGUAUUGUACUUUCUCCCGCGUAUGUUCGCCUUCCCUUUGUUUUUAAUCCUCUCCCACGUCUGUAAAGCACUUUGGUAAACGUGUUCUUGAAAAGUGCUAUUUGAAACAAAGAUGACUACCUUCACUGGUUUCAGUGAGAGUGGGGAAAAAAAUUCCUCUCUGAGCGUGCUCCUGAGAUUAGGCGUCGUUCUAGAAGGGAUCAUUUGUUUUACUCGAACCGCUACAAAGCGGCUUCCUGGCGGCUGUAAGCAAAGCAGCGGCGUUUAAAUGCUGAAAUCUCAGCACAACGAGGGCAACAGGGGACAUAUGGAUGGUUUUGGUGUCAACAUUCUCAUUAUUUAAUGGAUAAUUUGAGUAUUGCCUUGAUGCAAAUUUACCAAAGAACUGUGUGUAUUCCUGUUUAAGGUAGUUUAGGGGAAAUGAGACUAUGCUAUGCUGCAGUUUGGGAUCUCGCUGUUCUGUAGCAGAACUUUAGCUGGACGGUGGAACUCUUUCUCGCACACCGGCAGCUUGUUCCUGGAGGAGACGGUUACUCCUCUGUUUCGACCUGCAUCAAACAGUUAACACGCACUCGUAGGACGAAAGAUCCAAUCGUCGAGAUUGAAAAAUGACUUUUUGGUGAUGUUUCAAAUCUGACGUAUAAAUAGUUUGAACAUCGGUUCCCCCUGAAGUAUGGUCAUGUAAGUGAUUUUGAAGUAUUAGGUGGACACUUUCCCCUUUCAACCAAGUUGAGACAAGUUGAACCGAGACACCUGAACAUCUUUUGAGCCGCAAGCCACCGAGCGAGUACUUCUGGUCGCCGUCCGGUCUUUGUAAGGAGCCAUUUCUCAGUAAGGAAGGGAGCCGUGCGCUUCCGUCCCGGCGGGGCGAAGAAAUGCCACUUCCUGCUGACAAGAGAGUUGAGUGUGUUUACCGAGGAUGUGACAUUUUCAGCACAGCUGUGGGUUUGUUUCCCUUUAGUUUCGAUUUACUUUCAGUUGAUACCUUGCAUGUGAGUAGAAAUAAUUCAAUGAGUUCACACACUUAAUCGGUAAAUGUUAAUGUUAAUUUCAGACUUUUAGACUAUUUUAUUUAACCUCGAAUCAAAUUCAUAAUGAAUAUGAAAUGUUUAAUGAAGUGUUGAAAAUGCUGCAUCCUUUUGAAAUGUUGCCUUUCACUGCACAUGGACUGUGUGUGCUUCCCAUGUUACCGAACACUUGUACAUAUAAUAUUUGUGUGUUUCUUAUAUUAAGAAAAGUGAGUUUUACAAGUUAAUUUUAACUUCACGUUAAAAUGAGCUUUUUUUUCCCCAUAAUACCGUUAAAACGCACGGAUUCAGAUACACAUGAGCCACCGUAGCACAGUUAAGUUUUUGCUUUUUUUUUUU